AUGGCUCGCAAUGAGACUGUGGAAUAUGCUAUUAAAGUUGAUGGGAAUUCAGAUCUCCCACAUUAUGAACAAGAAAUUUUGAGCAGAUUGACGCAUCCAACAGGUUCUUCUUAUGCACUUUUGUUAUAUCCACGUG
This is a messenger RNA of Ambispora leptoticha, 136 nucleotides long. Lineage: Eukaryota; Fungi; Glomeromycota; Glomeromycetes; Archaeosporales; Ambisporaceae. The record is from the annotation of a GenBank genome assembly.